Molecule: messenger RNA, 276 nt
Organism: Penicillium chermesinum
Lineage: Eukaryota; Fungi; Ascomycota; Eurotiomycetes; Eurotiales; Aspergillaceae
Exons: 2
Coding region: 1-276 (91 amino acids)
Source: RefSeq, a predicted model, not a curated record
AUGCAGCAAGAGAUUGCUGCUCAACGAAAGAAAGCGUUAGCUCAAGUUAUGCGCCUUGAGCAACAAGAAGCUUUGUUAAGAGAGCGUGCUGGUGACUUUAUCGCUCGUGAAUUUAAGGAGAUUUCCGAGUUGGAGGAUCUCGAACGUCGUGAAGCUGAAGAGCUUGCUCGUAUCGAAAAAGAGCGUGUCGAUACGGAAAAACAAGAUUGUGGUGCAGAGAGCGUUCGUGCCGCUGGCGAGGUUUCUCAAUCUGCUUCUUCCGAUCCUGUCCCGUAA